CGCCGCUCGACUAUGCAAGCCCCGGAUUUGUUUGCGAGUACGCGGUCUCAUAUACCCAUCCCAGCUUCGUCUGUCAAGAAACAACCUUCUGGGAUGCGUAUGUCCAUGGCUGGCCCUGCCCUCAGAGGCGCCCCUUUCCCUACACCAAACAUGGCACCUCCGGGUACGAAUCCACGGCAAUCAUCAAUGUACCGCUCUCAGAAUAUGAAUCCCCUGCUGGCUAGCGCCUCGAAACCAAACUAUGGUCGGACACCGAUGAACAGUAGCACACGUCGAGGAUCAAUGUGGGGCGGAGCGCCCAUGCCUCCGCCUCCUCUACCCGUUAAGGACUCUCGUCCUCUUCGAGAUCGACAGUUUCAGGUCAAAAUGCGCCAGGAUAUUGUCACGGAGCUGCAGAACUCAGGCUACGACAUCCAUCCAUCGACACUGGCCAACAUCACAGGGAAAGACUUUCGAGCUAUUUUCCACCAUCUUGUUCUCCUUCUGGAUCCCAACUAUCCUUUUAAUCACUCUGCACGCUUUGAAGAUGAGUUCCUACCGGCCAUGCGAGCUCUUCGAUAUCCCUUUGUUGGCCAGUUGGACUCGAAAUGGUUGGCUGCACCAGCUAGUAUGCACUCUUGGCCGUCUCUUCUCGGUGUCCUGCAUUGGUUAGUGAAUCUGGUCGAGCAACGCUUCCAGUACGCGAACAGUGACGAACCGACCCUGCAAUUACUUGACACGGUGCCUGAGGAGUUCGAUGACGAGAACCAUCAUCGAGCAUUAGCGUUCGAGCAUUGUGUCAAUACGUACGAGCGGUUUCUCGCCAACUCCGAUGACUUUACCCAGGAAGAACAAGAGUUAGAACAAAGAUAUGCGAAGAAGAACGAGCGUACAUUGCUUGGCUUGGAGGAAGAACGGAAGCAGUUUGACCAGCUCAGAACUGAGUUGGAGAAACUACACUCAUCUGAGGCUCCGAUAGUACAAGUCGAGGCAAAGAACCAGACCAUCAAGAGCGAUUUAGCCAAAUUCGAGAAACUUCUCCAGUACUUUACAGAUAGGAGAACAGGCUAUCUCAAGACAAUCUCUGACGAGAAAGCUGAUCUCGCUAUUCGAACCAAAUACCUGGACGACCUCCGAGCCGAACAGAACAGGCUUUCGGACGUCGUAAGGGAGCAAAAUCUGUCUCCAGAAGAAGUCCACCGGAUGACUACAGAGCAUGAGCAGCUCACGCGUAGUUUAGAAGACCUGAAGUACAGGAUCGCCGAGUCUCACAACAACAUCAUGACUUUGGAGGUCCAAGUUGAGAAUCGCUCCGCCGCAGCAGAGGAAGCUCUUGACGCCUACACAUCCUUGAUUUCGAGCCUCGGUCUCUUCCCACCCCUGCCGUCACCAUUCCAAAAUGUCGAUCUGACCUUGGAGUUGAACACCGCUGCAUCACAUCCAUCACACAUUCUCACAGGAUCCGAUAUCCAACGAGUCAUCAAGCCAACGUUGAGCGAGAUAUCCCAGUCUAGACGGGGAGAGAAGGACAAUGUCGAAACUGAACGAAUACAACUGGACAAUGAACUCGAAAUCCUGGUCUCGGAGUGCGAGAAUCUGGAAGAAGAGAUCAACGAGCUCGAUAAGAAGGUUGGGGCCCUGAACGAGCAAGCCGACGAUUUACGUGAGGCGGCACAACAGGAGGCGUUGGUAAGCAAUGCUGAAGCCACUCGUCUCGAGCGCGACCUGGCACAGGCUAGGACAGCAGCGCUAGCCAAUGGCGUCGGUGUGAAGUCUCGAUUGCAAUCACUACAGAUUGCGUACCGAGAGCAGAUUGAGAAGGUGACACGCUUGAGAGAGGAGACUGUGCGGGCCAUCAUCAAGAAUUGCAGUGAUAUUGUCAUGUUCAAAGAGAGCGUCUCACAACACCUGAAGCAUCUACAGGAGUACGCGGAGGCGAACUGAUGUCGACGCCGCGACGGCGAGUGCUAUGUAUUUUUUUGCCUCUUUGAGAAUCCGUCUAUCUUUCAUUCUACUCAUUCCAUUGAUGCUCUCGGGUGUUGGAUUAUUAUUAUUUUUCUCCCUUCUCUGCUGUAUCUCGGUUGUCACUCACGUCGUGUCACUU
Molecule: messenger RNA, 2083 nt
Organism: Stereum hirsutum FP-91666 SS1
Lineage: Eukaryota; Fungi; Basidiomycota; Agaricomycetes; Russulales; Stereaceae
Exons: 8
Coding region: 13-1923 (636 amino acids)
Biological process (GO): attachment of mitotic spindle microtubules to kinetochore
Cellular component (GO): Ndc80 complex
Source: RefSeq, a predicted model, not a curated record